AUGGAGCCUUCUGCAGACACCAGGGAAGCAGGCAGCGUGGAGCAGCUGUUGGAGGCUCCUGCAAAGAAAAGGAUUGGCUCUGGACUGGAGCUCGGCCUCGCAGCAGGCCUGCUGUCCCUGCCUGGCACCGAUGCAAUGGAGCAGCACUCCCUGGAGCACAGAGCGCUCGACCAGCGCGGCCAGAGGCCUCCAGCUACCCCAGACGCCAGUCUGCCAAGAAGCACAGCGGCUGCCAGUUGUUCCGAUGUCAGCUGCAGCAGCACCCAGGUUACUGGAGCAGCCAUGCAUCAGUCGUUGCGAGGGGAGGAUUUGGCUGAAGUCGUGGGCAACGAGGAGGGCCCAGGUGAGCAGAAGAGGAGGCAGCGCGACUUCAUGGAACUGCUGCACAGCAAGAUUCAGCAGAGGCAUGACCAGCGGCAGCAACAGGGCGGCACCAAAGAUGGCCCCUCCCUGGCCGCUGCCCUGGCAUCAGGCGCACGCCGAAAGAAGGCAAAGGAUGUGAGCGAGUUUCAAGGGGACCCUCGGGUAUCUCUGUGGGAGCCACCACAAUCUCCCUUUGGCCUCAUAGAGGAGCAGCUGUUUGGCAACCCCUGGAAGCUGCUGGUGGCCUGCAUACUGCUCAACAAGACCUCAGUCGUGCGAAAGGUGAUCUGGAAGUUGUUUGAGCUGAUGCCGACGCCAGAGGACGCCAUGCAUGCGGAUGUCGAGGCUGUGCGAGAGCUUAUUGAGCCUCUGGGGCUGGCGCCCAAAAGAGCUCCAAUGCUCAUCCGCUUUUCCAAAGAGUAUGUGGAGAAGCAGUGGACCAACCCUGUGGAGCUGCACGGUGUGGGCCAGUAUGCAGCAGAUGCGUACAACAUAUUCUGCAGAGGCGACUGGCGCUCAGUAUCGCCCAAAGACAAGGACCUGCUGCGCUAUCACCAGUGGCUCACGGAAACUGGCGGCGAGGGAACCGGUCUGUCGAGGGAUGCAGUGCCUGAAGCGGCCGGGGGUGAGGAAGGCGCGCAGACGAGCGCGGCCUGGUGCCUCAGCGCGGUGCUGCUCUUCAUGAGCUUGGUGCUGCUGAGGCAGGCCUUCGAGCGCCCUCUGGGCGCCAAGGACAGCGCUCCAGGGCCCAGUAGCACUCCUGUCGGCGCCAUGCAGCCACACAGCCUCGGCACCAGCCUUGUGUACUCCACCCUGCCUGCAGAUUCCCUCACUUCGACGCUCGUCCACCAGGACGCCCCUUCACAGGGCGAGGGGGGCCCUGCGCUGAUGUGGAUAGCGCUGAAGGUGCUGAUGAUAGUACUGCCAUUCUGCAUCCUCCUGCGCAUCGUGGUGAUUGCGCGAGAAGUGCGCAUGCGGCACAGCCGAGGCGCCGCUGCAGAGCAGAGCAGGGGUGCCGUCCUGUGGCUCAGCUCAGCUUUUGCUCAAUGA
Molecule: messenger RNA, 1413 nt
Organism: Coccomyxa subellipsoidea C-169
Lineage: Eukaryota; Viridiplantae; Chlorophyta; Trebouxiophyceae; Coccomyxaceae
Product: DNA glycosylase
Exons: 7
Coding region: 1-1413 (470 amino acids)
Biological process (GO): base-excision repair
Cellular component (GO): nucleus
Molecular function (GO): DNA binding; catalytic activity
Source: RefSeq, a predicted model, not a curated record